This is a messenger RNA of Girardinichthys multiradiatus, 4094 nucleotides long. RefSeq names its product semaphorin-4G-like. Gene Ontology annotation, molecular function: semaphorin receptor binding; chemorepellent activity. The coding region runs from base 461 to 3157 and encodes 898 amino acids. Gene Ontology annotation, biological process: negative regulation of axon extension involved in axon guidance; semaphorin-plexin signaling pathway; axon guidance. NCBI's taxonomy places the organism in Eukaryota, Metazoa, Chordata, Actinopteri, Cyprinodontiformes, Goodeidae. The record is from RefSeq and is a predicted model, not a curated record. The transcript is spliced from 16 exons.
CAUCACCUUUACCGCAACUCCCUGCGCUUCCUGGACCUGGUGUUACUACCUUGGAAACUAGAGUAGUAACCUAUGAGGUUUCCAUGAUCACAUAACAUUUCACUGUGGAGAUCGGGAGAAAUAAAAGGGCUGCAGAGGUUGAUGGAAAGAAAGUGAGAAGAGGGCGGGCCACUUGAUGACGGUACCCGAGCGAAGGAGCUGCUUUGGAUCCGCCAGUCGGUGUUUGAGAGUGAGCGGCUAAAGUCCACUUGGAUUAUGACAAGCUGGAAACGGAGUUAUCUUUUUUCUUGAGGAAUUAGGACACGAAUUCAGGCUUCUUCCCUCUUCUCUUCAUCACAUUGAAAGACUCCAACACUAAAAGUAGUGAGUAGCAGCACAUCAGUGUUUGUCUGAGGAGGUCUUUGUUCACUCAUGCACCCUGUUAGAGGACAGUUUCUACCCUAAGGGACGCCCGGCGGAGAUGCAGGGAGCUAACUCUGUGGCAGCGAUGCUCCUGUUGCUGACUUUCUUGUGUGCAGUGGCGGCUGGCUUCCCAUUCAGAAUGCCUCUGGACCUGGACGUGACUCCACGUCUCACUGUGCUGAGCAGCGGUCUCCAGGGCUGCAGGCGUUUUGGGUCUUCUGCAGUCAACUACAGCACGAUGCUGCUGGAGGCUGACAGUGAGCGCCUCUACGUGGGGGCCCGGGGGGCCGCAUUCGCUCUGAAUGCCUCUGACAUCUCCGCUAGCUCCCCUCUCACUAUUAGGUGGGAGGCCUCCGCUGAGCAAAAGCUUCAGUGUCUGCUCAAGGGAAAAGACAAUAAGACUGCUGGAGAUGGGCACCAGCUCCCUUGCGACCCAGUAUGGAAGAAGCGGACAGAGUGUUUUAAUCACAUCCGCCUCCUGCAGAGGUUUAACUCUACUCACCUUUACAUGUGUGGGACUCAUGCCUUUAGGCCCCUCUGUGCAUACAUUCAUAAAAAAACCUUUGUUAUGUCCUCUCAGCCUGAAGAAGGCAGAGAUAAAUGUCCUUAUGGGCCAAUGACAGGUUACACUGCUCUCAUUAUAGACCAGCAGAUAUACACAGCCUCCCAGUAUGACUUUUGGAGCUAUCCAGAUAUUCGCAGAAACCCUCCAUCUCCUGCUCUGAAGACAGAGGAUGCUCCCACACGCUGGCUCAACGAGGCGGACUUCGUGGGUUCAGCUCUGGUAAGAGAGAGUUUGGGCAGCAGCACUGGAGACGAUGAUAAGAUAUACUUCUUCUUCACUGAGAAGAGCCAGGAGCAGACUACAACCUACAGCCACAGCAGGGUGGCACGAGUGGCCCGGGUGUGUAAGGGAGACAGAGGAGGCCAUUUGACUCUCCAGAAACGAUGGACGUCCUUCCUGAAGACCAGACUGACUUGCUCCCUGCCCGAGUACGACUUCCACUUUAACAUGCUGCGCAGUGUCUUUGUAAUGCAUGGCCUCACCCCACAGGACACGCUCUUUUAUGGCAUCUUUGGUCUAGAGUGGAAAAACGUGAAGGCGUCUGCAGUGUGUCGGUUCUCGCUGUCCGAAGUCCAAGAAGCCUUCCAAGGACCCUACAUGGAGAACCAGGAUUCUGGCUCCAACUGGAAGGAAUAUGUUGGAAAAAUCCCUGACCCAAGGCCUGGAACUUGCAUUACCGACAGUCUGAGGGCCAAGGGCAUAAACAUCUCCACGUCCCUACCUGAUGAUGUCCUGGAUUUUGUAAGACGGCAUCCUCUAAUGUCGCAUCAAGUCCAACCUGCAGACAGACGUCCCCUGUUGUUCAGGAGGACAACAGACUACACACGUAUGGCAGCACUUGUGGUCCAGGGACUAGAUAAACAAAUGUACCAUGUUUUAUACAUGGGCACAGAUGAAGGUUGGUUGCACAAAGCUGUUGACAUCAAGGGUCAGCUGCAUGUUAUUGAAGAGUUGCAGCUGUUUGAGAAACCAGAACCUGUUAACAACAUUCUACUAUCUACAAACCAGAUGAGUGUGUACAUUGGCUCCCCAUCAGGUGUUGUUCAGCUGCCGCUCUCUGACUGUGGAAGGUACAAUUCCUGCUAUGACUGCAUCUUUGCCCGGGACCCUCACUGUGCCUGGAAUGGAGCCAAGUGUGUGGUCGUAAUGACCCAGUCAAACAGAUCCACUUUAAUCCAAGACAUCCAGCAUGGCAGAAAGGGGUGUGAGAACACAGGAUAUGAUGUGGUCCAGCGGAGCCGCUCUGUUCGGGUUGGUGAUGACGUGCUGCUGCAGUGCGAGCUAAGCUCCAACUUGGCAACUCCCUUUUGGACGCUGGAUGGCAGUGAGGUGCAGGGCUACGACCUCAACUCUGGCUUCAGAACCGGUACAGACGGCCUGCUGAUCAUCGAGGCCCGACAGGACCAGAGCGGUCUCUACAUCUGUCACGCUGUGGAGAACAACGUCAAGGUUGCUGUAGUAACCUUCAAUGUAACCAUCAGUUUGGAUCUGCCUCCUCCUCCACCCACAGAGCAAACGCACAACCUUUUUGCCACAGUACCAGCUCCACCCGAGCCUCCCUCAUCCGAUGGGGCCCGGCCACUCCUCCUGCUGUCCCCCAGGAACAUGGAAGCCAUGUACCUGUCCCUCAUCACCGUCCUCGGGGGGCUUUGUUUGGUCCUCACCGUUGUCCUUGCUUAUGUGGGCUUCUGCUUGCGGACUGGCCAGAGAGGGAAAUACUCUCUGCGUGCCGCAGCUGCAGCGUACCCGAGCAGCAAGAGGAGCAGCAGGUGCAGAAAACAGCACAGAAACUCCUCCCACAUGGAGCUGAAGACCGUCUCAAGUCACUGCAAUGGCAUAUGUAAUGGAGUUUCUAAGCUGCAAAAUGGAGACAUACAGGAUGGAGGUUUUCUACAGAUUGUUCCCGGUGAGGGUCAGACUUCAACAAAUAAUGAACCUCCUCCCCCAGCACCUCCUCUCCCUCCUACCCCACAGCAUACAUCUCCAGAGUGUGACUUUCCAAAUGGUCUGUCAGCCACGCUGCCCAGCGUUCUGAGGAGGAUGAACGGGAACAGCUACGUGUUGCUGAGGCAGAGUGACUCAGAAAACACUUCUCCGCUCUCCCACUCCUUCUCUGAGGAGCUCAACAGGAUCUUAGAGAAGAGAAAGCGCACACAGCUGCUGCCCAGGCCAGAUGAGAGUUCAGUGUAGAUCUCCUGUUGAAUUUGUGCUCUUACCUUGUCCUUGUCGCAUUGGGCCCUCAUUGUUGUAGACUAAAGCAAUGAAAGAGUCUUAUUUCCAUCAUUUACUUUGGAUUAUUUUUGACAGUUCUGCCUUUUCAACUAAUGAGCCAUUUUUUCAUUCUGAACGACCAACUUUCCCAGCACACCACCAAUGAAAAUAAAACUUCCCAUUGAAGGUCAGAGCAUGAAACAGGAAAAAAAAGUGCAAUCUACCUCACCUCGACACUGCCUAAAAAGACAAGUUGUCAAGACUGUAGUCUGCUCCGAGGAUCAGUGCUGAAAUGUUAUGGAUCAAUAAGGAGCCAAGCAGGACACACACUGUCUAACAUGAUGUGGAGCCAUGGAGGAAUAUAAAUAUAAUUGAAGAGUGAAGUCUGACUAUAGGGCAGCUUGCAAAGUUUGUUUUUACAUAAGCUACUGCACAAAUGGGCUAUGCAUGUUUAAACCCUGACAUUGACUAAUGAAGAGAAUGUAUGUAAAUGGAAAUGAUAAGUAUUAUACUAUCAGACUGCCCUUGUGGUGGCCCUUGAUGUCUUUCAGCUGCUUCUUGAGUCUUUUAUGUUGUUGACAGACUUCACCUUCAACCUGGUGACAUUUGCCUUCCUGCACUGUAGCCUCCAUUAGUCCAGCCUGCAGCUGAUUGCAUGGAUGGCACAAGGGAAUUUUACCACCAGCCAAUGUUGUGUCUGUCUGUUGGGGCAAGAGAGUAUCUGAGGAGGCAACUGCAUAACACUGAGAACAACAGCAACAUGGGCAACAAGCACAAUGAAUUUGAACAGGCUUUAUUAAACUUACAGUAAGAAACUAUCAGUAAGAAAUGGUGAAUUAGUCAAGAUUUAUUAUUAAUGCAAAUUAACCAGUUUUUUUUCCGCUUCUGUGUUUUGAUAAAGAUAGUAUUGAUGAUA